AUGGCAGAGGUGUUGGAGGACCCCCAGCCAAGAAACAAUGAUGACAAUGCUGGUGUAGACGAAUUGGACGAGGCACCAGUCAAUCAUGUGGUCACACCAGAGAGGAUCCAGUAUCUUGGAUUGAAACUGGUGGGCUACAAACGCAAACGUUUACAGAAGUCAACGGCACGGGUGAACUUUGAGCGUUUCAAGGGAUUUUUUGGUUUAUCUCCUGUAACUGCUGCCGAGAUUUACCACGACAUGCAAACAACGGAUAUUGAAGAAGCCAAAUAUCCAACAGAAAGGGACAUGGAAGCUCGAUUUGGCUUCAGCAUGUACUGGCCAAGAAAUGUGGCUUGGGAGUCGAUCGAGAGACUUCGAGCGUUGAAACACAAGAAGAUCAAGUGGGAGGAGGACUUGUGCACAGAUGAUAUCUGGGUCCUGACGGUAGACGGCAUUCACUGCUGGAUACAGGAGCCAAAACAUCCUGUCUGA
Cylindrotheca closterium is the source of this 474-nucleotide messenger RNA. The record is from the annotation of a GenBank genome assembly. NCBI's taxonomy places the organism in Eukaryota, Bacillariophyta, Bacillariophyceae, Bacillariales, Bacillariaceae.